This is a messenger RNA of Chrysoperla carnea, 2898 nucleotides long. RefSeq names its product dol-P-Man:Man(7)GlcNAc(2)-PP-Dol alpha-1,6-mannosyltransferase (gene Alg12). The coding region runs from base 39 to 2729 and encodes 896 amino acids. Gene Ontology annotation, biological process: protein N-linked glycosylation. The record is from RefSeq and is a predicted model, not a curated record. Gene Ontology annotation, cellular component: endoplasmic reticulum membrane. NCBI's taxonomy places the organism in Eukaryota, Metazoa, Arthropoda, Insecta, Neuroptera, Chrysopidae. Gene Ontology annotation, molecular function: alpha-1,6-mannosyltransferase activity. The transcript is spliced from 8 exons.
UAUACAAUGAAUAAAAAAUCCACACUGAAUUGUAAAAAAUGUUUCAAAUAACUUUUAUAAUUGCAUUAAUUCAUGUUAUUUAUUGUCCAUUCACCAAAGUGGAAGAAAGUUUUAACCUACAAGCAAUACAUGAUUUGUUAUAUUUAAGGGAAAAUUUUACACAGUAUGAUCACCAUGAAUUCCCGGGUGUUGUUCCUAGAUCGUUUAUCGGUCCAUUAUUUAUAUCAUUUUUAUGUGGACCAAUUGUUUGGGGUAUUGAAUUAUUAGAUUUAAGCAAAUUUUGGUCUCAAUAUAUCGUACGUUUAACAUUGGCCUGUUGUGUUCUUGCAUCAUUAUAUAUAUUCCUACGUACAUUAAAAAAUAUUUUUGGACAGAAAUGGGUAAAUUGGUUCCUUACAAUUACUGUGACUCAGUACCAUUUUAUGUACUACUUAAGUCGACCACUGCCAAAUAUAAUGGUAUUACCAUUAGUUCUAUUGGCUGCAAGUAGUUGGAUGAAUCGUCAACAGGCACGGUUUAUAUUUUUCUCAGGCGCAGCAAUUAUUAUUUUCCGUGCAGAAUUAGCAAUGUUUUUAGGUUUUUUACUUUUACAUGACAUAUAUUUUAAAUCAAUGUCCAUUAAACGACUGCUUGAGUUAACGAUUCCAGCUGGUAUUUUAUUUUUAUCAAUAACUGUUAUCAUUGAUUCAUUUUUUUGGCAACGUUUACUAUGGCCAGAAGGUGAAGUAUUUUGGUUUAAUACCAUAUUGAAUAAAAGUUCGGAAUGGGGUACUCAACCAUUUUUAUGGUAUUUCUAUUCAGCUAUACCUCGAGGAUUGGCUACAUCUGUCUUCCUAGUUCCAAUAGGUUUUUUCCUCGAUUUAAGAGUACGGCGAUUGGUAUGGCCUGGUGUGGUUUAUAUAUUUUUAUUUUCAUUUUUACCACACAAAGAACUUCGGUUUAUAAUUUAUAUUUUUCCAUUACUUAAUAUUGGGGCUGCAUCUGCUUGUCAUCGAUUGUGGGAAAAUCGUGGAAAAAGUACAUUAAAUACAUUUUUAGCAGUAGGAGUAUUAGGUCAUAUUGUUGCUAAUAUAUGUUUUACAUUAUUUUUAAUGUGUGUAUCUAGUACAAAUUAUCCGGGAGGUGCAGCUAUGUCUAGGUUACAUCGAAUUGCAGCAAAUGAUCAGAAUAUUAGCGUGCACAUAGACGUGCUGACAGCUCAAACGGGGGUAUCAAGAUUUACACAAAUUCGAUCAGAUUGGGUGUAUAAUAAAAGUGAAACCCUCGAGCCAGCAACUCCUGAUAUUUUACAAUUUACCUACUUACUAACAGAGGCUAGAAGUAAAUACUCUCCAAAUUUAAAACCAUAUUUACAAACACACGAAAUUAUCGAAUCCAUCGAUGGAUUCUCACAUAUUUCAUUGAACUACAAUUUUCUAUCACCAAUAAAAAUUAAAACAAAGCCAAUGAUUUUCAUUUUAAAACGUAAAGAAAACGCCACGAUAAAUCUGAACGAUAAAUUUAAUUUGGAAAUUGAUGAGUCUGUUGAAAUAAAUUCAAAGGAUUUUGAGGAUAAAUCGGACAGAAUAAUUAUUGAGUCACCAAGUUCCCAAGAAUCGAAAGAAUCCGAAUUAAUUAAAAUUGAAGAAGUAGACCAAAACAAAUCUGAAGUUGAUAAAGAAGAAGGACCGCCGGAUUCGAUUGAAGAAAUUUUAAUACGUGAAAUGAAAAGGCAGGAACAGAAUGAAGAAAAUCCAAUAGAAGAAGUUCGAUAUGAAGUGCCAUCCAACAUUCCUGUAAAGAAACCGAAAAAAUUGGAUAAAACUAAGCGACCUGAAGCUAAAUCACAAAUUAAUUUUGAGGUAGAGUCAAUUGAACGAAGCUUAACGAAGGAAAACAAAGUAAAAGAAAGUAAAAUAAAACGAGAGAAAAAAAAACGCACUGAAACAAAAAUAAAUACGCCUUCAAAUGAUUUUCCAGAAAUAAAUCAGACUAAAAUUUCAGAAAAUUCUGAACUAAAUAUUUCCCAAGAACUCAAUGCUUCAAAGAUAGAAAUAGUGGAUAAUUUUGAUAGCGAAGAAGUUUCAAUCCAAGAUGACACGUCUGAAGAGAUAAUUGAAACUGAAGAAAAUGCUGAGGAAAUUGAGACUAUUGAAGAAUAUAUAGAAGAAGUAUUAACUGAAAAAACAGACCAAGUUUCAACAAAAACUGAUAAAAAACCUAAAAUAGAUAAACAAAAAAUUAAGAAAUAUUUAGAAUUAAAAAUAAAAAAGAAUAAAGAUAGAAAACUUCCAAAAACUUCUAGUGUAUCAACAAAGGAAAAUAUUACAGGUUUUACCAAUAAAACUACAGUGGAAGAAAUUGUCCAUGAAAAUGAUCUCGAACAACAGUUAAAUAAUCUCUUACCAUUAGAUCAGCGGAAAUUAAAAAAAUAUUUAGAAUUAAAGAAGAAAAUUAAACAAACCAAUGAUAUUCCUAUAAUCGAAGCAGAUGAAGUAGCUCAAUCAAGUCAUUCAAAUUCAACGAAUAAAGACAAUUUAGAAGUUUCAGAUUUAGAAGUUACGGAGGAUGAGUUAAAUCGACUAGAUGCUAAUGAUCAAUUAAAAUUACGAGAGUUUCUUGAAGCCAUGGGUAGAAAAUUGAUCUUGAAAGAGUUAAAAAAUAUCAAUCGUGAAAAACUUUUAGACGAUUUACAAACGAAUGAAAUUAAGUCUGAAAAACACAAGACGAACGAGACUGUUAAAAUUUAAUGAGAAUAUAAAUAAAGUAGUUAUUUUUUUGGCUUUGAUAAAGAUGAUUUUUGAUCUAAGAACAUUUCGUUUAUAAGAUGAGAUUCAAAAAUAAAAAAAUCGUUUUUAUCAAUCUCCCUUAAAUUUGUAAUUGUGUGUUUUUAUUAAAUAAAAUCGUUUUUAUUAUCAA